Molecule: messenger RNA, 1318 nt
Organism: Salvia miltiorrhiza (redroot sage)
Lineage: Eukaryota; Viridiplantae; Streptophyta; Magnoliopsida; Lamiales; Lamiaceae
Exons: 4
Coding region: 298-1023 (241 amino acids)
Source: RefSeq, a predicted model, not a curated record
UGUAAUUUCAUUUUUUCGCUUUUUGGUCUAAGUUUUAAACUUCUUUUGAGGUGCUUCUCUUCGAACAAAAACUCCCUCAUUCUUUCAAUCCCUCUCUCUCUCUCUCUCUAGACUUAUACAUAUACAGAUAUACUAGACAUACGCAUAUAGUAUUCUGCUGUUUUUGGUGCAUGGGAAUGGGAUUGUGCUGAUUGUAUCAUUGUUAGAUUUGGGAAAAACUGGUUGCUUUUACACAAUAUUUGAAGAAUAACUAGUGUCAUCUACCGGCAGAUCUUGAGAUUUUCUCCGCAUUCGGAUAUGGAUAAGCUGCAGUGGGGGAAUAGAAAGAGGCUGAGGUGUGUGAAAGUGAAAGACUCGCCUUUGAGCGGAAAAUCAGACGGCGGCGGCGCCGCUGUGGUCAAGAAGAAAAUCACUUCAAGAGUGGUGGAUAAUAACCUUAGUAAUAAUGUUAAUAAUUGCAGUAAAGAUGGGAAUGCUCUUCCUCCAGUUCCCUCUCCUCUCCGUUCCACCAGGGACUUAGGUGCGAGUAGAUCUAUUGCAAAUGAUAACCGAAAAGCUUCAACAUCCCUUUCGCCUGAGAAGGAAGACAGGUACUACACGACGAGGGGGUCCGGUGGAUUUGAUGAUGCUACCAAGGCAUUGUUUGCGAAUCCAAAGGAGGAGAACAGGAAAGUCGUCUGGCCAAAGUUGCUGAUUGCACUGUCGAGUAAAGAAAAAGAGGAAGAUUUUAUGGCGAUGAAAGGUUGUAAACCGCCUCAAAGGCCCAAGAAAAGGGCCAAGUUGAUCCAAAGAACCAUAUUAUUGGUGAGUCCAGGUGCAUGGUUAACGGACUUGUGCCAGGAGAGGUAUGAAGUGAGAGAGAAGAAGACUUCUAAGAAGGUAAAUAAACCAUGGUAUAUGCUUCUUGGAUUGGGGCCUUCUCUCAGUGUUUUCGAAGAGUGUGAUGAAUUUUGGAUGUGUGAUUUAUUGCAGAAACCUAGAGGUUUGAAAGCUAUGGGGACUGUGGAGAGUGAUUCAGAGUAAGGGGUUUGUGGUGGAAGAGAAGAUGGGAUUUUUGGUUUCAUUUUUGGAAUAUGCAGACAGGUUAGAAACCAGAGGUGGGGGAAUAUGAUAUGAUGAUUGAUGAUAUUUUAUAGAGGUGAUAGUGAUAUGAAUAGAUAAUUGUGAGGCUUUGGUAGUGAAGAAGCUUCACCACAUUCUGUGUAACGCGUGCUCUCUUUUGUUGUGGCGAUUGUAUCUCUACUUGUACUGCUCAUGCUCUCACACGAGGAAGACGAGAACAUCUUUUUUCUUUCGUAUAAAAUUUGUUUCUUGAUCA